This is a messenger RNA of Leptidea sinapis, 4062 nucleotides long. RefSeq names its product inhibitor of Bruton tyrosine kinase. The record is from RefSeq and is a predicted model, not a curated record. The coding region runs from base 300 to 3929 and encodes 1209 amino acids. The transcript is spliced from 15 exons. NCBI's taxonomy places the organism in Eukaryota, Metazoa, Arthropoda, Insecta, Lepidoptera, Pieridae. Gene Ontology annotation, molecular function: protein binding.
AUAUUAGUUAUAUCUUGAGAAUAGUUUCCUCCAUGUACUACUAUUCAUAGCUCUAUUUAAAAAUACAGUUAUAUGAACUUGAUAAGUUCAUUUAUCCACAUGAAAUCUAUUAAUUCACUUUUCACUCAAGCCCGAAUCAUUAACAACAGCUGUUUGAUGUAAAGCUGAUUAUCAAAAUCAUUAUGUUGUUUUAAGAAGAGUCACCCCUCAGAGGUCGGUUUUCCGACCUCUGCUGCUGCAUUGAAAGUACAAAUUAUUUAUACGAAUAGAGAAAUCUAAGACUAAGUAAUUAUAAUAAGAUGAGUAAAUUUGAGCCUGAUUGCACAAGAAGAUGCAAGUCUAAUUUACAUGGACAAACAUUGACUAGUGCCAUAACUAAGAGAUCUGUUAGUGAUUUAUCAUUGGCCAGUUUUGUUAAAGCUACAUGUUUUAAUUUUACAAAGUCAUUUGACUAUGAGGGUCGGACACCACUGCACAUGGCCGCCUCAAGAGGUAGAAAUGUUUUAUUGGAAUGGUUGGCAAAGCAUUCAUCUGAAGCUUUCCUAAAUAUGAGAGAUAAAGAGUCAGGAUAUACACCCUUACAUAGAAGCAUUCUCUAUGGACAGAUACAUUCUGCAGUGUCCUUAUUGAAAUUGGGAUGUAACAUUGAUAUACUAGACAAAGAUGACUACAAAGCAAUCGAGUUUGCAAUGUUAGACAGACAGUAUGUUUGUAAGGUUGAGAAGGCUAUGCCCUGCGACGUCUAUGUAUGGGGUAGUAAUUCUAACUACACACUUGGUACUGGAUCUCACCAGCCAAAGAAUGUUCCAGACAUGUUGACGUCAUUUAACAGAAGCAAUGAGGAUGUGAGGCAGGUAUGUCUUGGCAAGUUCCACAGUGUAUGGGUUUGCGCGUCCGGGUCAGUAUGGUGUGCUGGUCAGCCAAGCCGUGCUGGAGGGUCCACCAAUACUGCACUACGUCCCACCCUGCUCCGUCUACCGGAGCCGUGUAGGCAGGUCGCCCUUACCCUCACAUCAACGGUCUUCCUACUUCAAAGUGGCGCGAUGAUUCAGUAUGCCUCCAACGCCCCGGAUAGUACAAAUCCUUCACCAAAAGUGACAACGGUGCGACAUCAGAUAUCAAACCCGUUGGGCGUGAGUGCGGGCCGUUCUCAUGCGGUGUUGUGGAACGCUCAUGCGGUCUACACGUGGGGCGUUAAUAUGGGACAACUUGGCCAUCCGGUGGAGGAGAAAUCUAUCGCGACGCCAAAACGGGUAGCAAUAUCAAUGAAUGCUAAAGAGGACACCAAGUUUGAACUGGCGGACGCGUCAGAUGCCGCGACUGUGAUCACCACCAGCCGAGGAGACGUGUACCUCCUGCACAAAUAUAUCUGCAAAAAAAUUGCUGUCAAACAAAUAAACUUACAACAAGUUUGCGUGGAGUCAAAGAUGAGCGAGACGGGUGUAUAUUCCCGUGUGACCGUCCUGCUCUUGACUAAUGUUGGACAAUUGAUGAUAUGGCAAGAUGUCUCAAACAGACUAACAAGGUGUGUAUUCGGCCUUAGCCACCAGGUAAAGAUAACGCACGUGGCGUUAACACACGACGCUCUGUACUUCACGACUAAAUACGGCGAGGCGUUCAUUGGUCAUAUCUCGCGCAAAACCACGCCCCCGCCCGCUCAGCCAAUCAAAAAGGACAAAGACAGAGACAACAAAUCGGCGCUAGUUAAGUUCUUAGAGAAGGACGACUGUACAAUAGUCAAGAUCACCAGAAUACCUAAUGUGCACAGAGGUACUGCUAUAGCUGUUGAUAAUGAAGGAUUGAAUUUUGCUUGUUUACAGAACAAGCCGAUUUGUGGACUUCUAUCGAUACCAGAACUCUCUCCCUCGGGCUUUUCCAAGCACAUGGAAUCAUUGAUAGAAUCAGCAAGCGAUGAUGAUUUAUUACACGAUGUUAUUUUCAAGGUUGGCCUUAAGUUAUUCCCGGCCCACAUAUUCAUAAUAGCAUCCAGCAGUGACUUCCUAUACAAACUCUACCAAGAAGCCAGCGUCAAGGAGCGGCGACCAACUAUACCUCUGGAUAAUGUCCACCCCGAGGCCUUCGAGAGGAUUUUGAAGUACAUGUAUACCGGCACAUGUGAUGUGGCGGAAAUGGGUCCGUGUGCACUGAAGAUCAGGAAGGAGGACUUGAUUGGAACUAAAGAGAAACCAUUGGAUCUUGAUGAUGUCAUUGAAAACCCAUCGGAAAUAUCAGCAUUUGAAGUAUACAAGAGUCAUGAGAAGCGCAGGAAUAAUAAACGGAAACAAAAUAAUAAUAACAGUACUCCGACCAGAACCCCCCAUGUGUACUGCGAUCCAGUAAAACUGGUGCAGGCUACAGCAAAGAGGUUGCAAGUUAUGGGACUGCAUAAGCUGCUCGAUAAGUUCUAUUACAGAGAUGGCACUGUGUGCCUCAAGGAGAGUGCAACACACACCAAGAAUUCUCCUCAGUGUUGGGACCGUGAUAGUUACCACGAGCUCGUCGAUACAAAUGUGUGCUCAAAGGAUGGCAUGCUCAUAUCCGCCCAUAAAUGUGUGCUCGCCGCAAGACUUGAGUACUUUAAUGGAAUGUUUAUGCACUCUUGGACUGAGAGCAAACUUUUAUCAAAAGUCACAUUGCCAGUCAACCAUGGCAUUCUACUACCGGUCAUUAACUUUCUUUAUACGGAUAAAUGUCCUGAUAUUGAAACAUCGGACAGUAUUGACUUUAUAUGUAGCAUGCUAAUUGUUUCUGACCAACUGUUUAUUGGAAGAUUAAGGGAGAUGUGUGAAAUUGCAUUGGGCAAUCUAAUCACAUUGAAAAAUUGCACAGAAUUAUGCCAAUUUGCUCAUACAUAUAAUGCCACUCAAUUGAAACAAUGCUGCAUGGAGUAUAUUUCAUUAAAUUUAGCAAACAUUCUCGAAAAUCGGCUCUUGGACUAUUUAGAGGAUAAAUUACUUGAGGAUAUAACUAAAUACUAUUGUAAAUUCAACCCUAUUAUGGCAUUCAGAGUAAUCACUCCAUUUUCCAAUGCGCCUGAUGAUGAAACUGUUGAAGAAUGCCUAAAAAAUUAUCCAAUAGACUUACAAAUUAUUGACGAGGAGUGUAAGAGAGAUAGUUUUAUAGAAAGCAAAAAGAAAGUCAGAUCUAAAAAAGUUGAAUAUACUGAAAAUGAAAAGGCGAGAAUGCGAUACGAAUCUGUAAGCUCUGUUACUUCUCUUGAUGAAACUUCUGGGGAUAUUACACUGUCGCUUCGCUCAAUUUCAAAGGAGACCAACAAAUCUAGUGAAAUUGUUGAUAAAUGGACCACUGUGCCAACACAAAAGCAACAGAAACUAGUGCAGGCUCGGCUUAAGGCAAUCACUACGGCAAAAGACAUUUUAAAUGAAAAACCAUUAGAAUCUUUUACUAAAUUGACUAAAAACUCGCAUUCACAAGAAAGUCCUACAACAUCUCGCAUGUCAGUAUCGCCAAAAGAUUCACCACCAAUGGCCGAGCUUGUAAAUAGAACACAGGGAAAUCUAGUCAUCAAUCACGUGGGUCCCAAACUAUCUCAGAAACAAAGAAAGAAAUUGGCUUUCGACAAUGUAACACCACAGACACUAGAUAACUACUUAUCUAAUAAAUUGAGUAUUGGGUCACCUCCUGAGCCAAAAAAUCCAUGGAAAAUUAUUGAAGCGCCAAUUGCCUCAAGCAGUCCUAAGGGAAAGGCUGUUGGAUUUGAUCAUAUCCUUGCAGAUCAAAAGAAGCAGAAGGGUGACUCAUCUAGAAUCAUGACAAAGUCUCUUAUUUUAACUCAGCUUGAAGACAAGGCAAUAGAGGAGUUGGAGAGAUUUUAUAAUAUACAUGAAGUUGAUGACGAGCAUAUUACAGUUAGUCGGAUUGAACUGCAAGUGUCUUCCCCGCAAUGGAUACACACUGUCCCAAAGUGAUAUUAUGUGCUAUAUUCUAAAAUAUAUCAUAUUAUUGAAUACAAUAUGUACUAAGUAUGUUUAUUAUAUUAUAAUAUAAUGUGACAUGAUUUUUUUAACUUGCAAUAAUUUAUCAAAUAAAAUUUUAUUAAAA